AGUAGCCUAAAGCAUGCGGUGUGGUGUGUAUAACGGGAGCGUUUGAGUGGGUAGCUGGUUCCCCCCAAACCUCGCGAGACUUUGCUCCAUUCUCCGGAGAGCGUAGACCGAGCAGCACAGACUCCUGUCUUGCCCACCCGGUCCCAUCACUGGACAGACAGACAGAGAGGGGGACACCGAGCAGGCGACAAAGGGCUUACCGACCGGCACCAUGGAGCUCAUCUGCCGGGUAAGAUUAAACUCACGGCUCUGGAUCUAGAAUAACCAUGGGAACAUGGCGUGGUCUACGAGUGGCGUUCAUCCUGGGGUCUUUGUUUAUGAUCCUGCUGAUCAUCGUCUACUGGGACGACGUCGGGGGCUUCAACCUCUACCCACUGCAGGACCACAAACACGAGUCACUUCACUCUGAUUCUUACCCUCCGGCGACUACAGGUCCCUCUACGUCCGCGAGCAGAGCCCAGACCAGUUCUUCCUUCCCCACUAUCGCUUCCAGUACAUCACUGGUCCCCGAGGAGACAGGAGGAGCACCUGAGGAACAUACAGAGGAGGAGGGGAAGGACAAACAAGAACAGAGGAAGGAGGAAACAAGGGAGGAUGAGGAGAAGGAGAGGAGUCGUAUUGCUGUCAAUGAUAGCGAACAGGAGGCGAGGAAGAAGAGGUUAAUGGAUGUGUGUUCAGGAAAGGACGCAGUGGAAUUCCCCGGAAGGACUCGGGCAUUUGACCUGAUCCCCAACAGGGAACUGGAUCACCUGAUAGUGGAUGACACACACCAGAUUAUCUACUGCUAUGUUCCCAAGGUAGCGUGCACCAACUGGAAGAGAGUGAUGGUGGUUCUGUCUCAGUCUCUGAUCUCGCCCUUCUCAGGAAAACCUUACACUGACCCAGAGGCUGUACCUCCCGACCUCGUACACAACUCCUCUCUCCACCUCACUUUUUCCAAGUUUUGGCACCAUUAUGGUUCUCUGUCCCGCCACCUGAUGGCACUCAAGCUCCAGCAUUACACCAAGUUUCUGUUUGUACGAGACCCUUUUGUUCGUCUUAUCUCAGCCUUCAGGAACAAGUUUGGAAGGCCCAACGAGGACUUCUACAGGCAGUUUGGUUCAGUCAUGUUGCGUCGUUAUGGUAAUGUGUCUGGCAGUUUGCCAGAGACGGCGGCGGAGGCGUUUUCAGCAGGAAUCAAACCAACGUUUCAGCAGUUUAUCACAUACCUGCUGGAUCCAGAGACCGAGAGGGAGAGUAUCUUCAACGAACACUGGCGGCAGGUGUACCGGCUGUGCCAUCCAUGUCAGGUGAAGUAUGACUUCAUUGGACAACUAGAAACCCUGGAAACGGACGCAGAGCACCUGCUGAAGCUUCUGGGGGUGGAUCAUCUGCUACGCUUCCCUUCAGGGGCCCGAAACCGCACUGCAACCAGCUGGGAAAGAGACUGGUUUGCACGGAUUCCCAUUUCAAUGAGGAGAGAACUGUACAGGCUGUAUGAACCAGACUUUGAGCUGUUUGGCUAUCCCAAACCUGACAGUGUGCUCCACUAGUAGACCACACCGAGCCAAAGGCCUGGGCACUGCACUGUGUGUAGAGCCCGCACCUCACCUACCUGCACACAGCCAGCAUAUGCCUUUAAAAAACAUUCUAUGAUGUUGUUUGUUUCAUUUGUUUUGUGCAUACCUCAAAUGACAGAAGUGCCUGCCAGUAUUAUUUUGUUUUUGUCAUCAUUUCAUAUCUGAAGCACACCUGCUUACAAUUACACUGCUACAUUAUAGUUCUCCCCAUGUAAAGGCACUUUGAAUAUUAUAUGUGAAUACUAUUUUGGUAAGUAAUAGGGAAAUAACUGGGGCUAACUGUUGGCUGACAUUUCUGAAGGGAAAUAUGUUGCAGAGAAAUAAAGUGUUUUUGUAAA
This is a messenger RNA of Siniperca chuatsi (mandarin fish), 1897 nucleotides long. RefSeq names its product carbohydrate (chondroitin 4) sulfotransferase 12a (gene chst12a). The coding region runs from base 267 to 1532 and encodes 421 amino acids. Gene Ontology annotation, molecular function: sulfotransferase activity. Gene Ontology annotation, cellular component: membrane. The record is from RefSeq and is a predicted model, not a curated record. The transcript is spliced from 6 exons. Gene Ontology annotation, biological process: proteoglycan biosynthetic process; carbohydrate biosynthetic process. Lineage: Eukaryota; Metazoa; Chordata; Actinopteri; Centrarchiformes; Sinipercidae.